Messenger RNA from Eucalyptus grandis, 1842 nucleotides. Its product is annotated as cysteine-rich receptor-like protein kinase 42. Bases 1 to 1842 code for a protein of 613 amino acids. Gene Ontology annotation, biological process: protein phosphorylation. The record is from RefSeq and is a predicted model, not a curated record. Gene Ontology annotation, molecular function: ATP binding; protein kinase activity. The transcript has 6 exons. NCBI's taxonomy places the organism in Eukaryota, Viridiplantae, Streptophyta, Magnoliopsida, Myrtales, Myrtaceae.
AUGAAGUCGAACGGAGCGAGCCCAUCAAUCGCCCUUGCUCUUCUCGAGCUCUCCUCGUUCUUCUUCUCUCUCACCGUCUCCGACCCUAGACCCACCGAAGCGGGCCUCUACUGCGAGAACUGCACUGGGAUCGUCGCCCAAAACAUCGUCCCCAACUUUGUGGCAGUCAUGAGGGAGAUCUCUAAGAGCGUCGCCAACCAGCGCUGGGGCAACUACUCCCUCACCUCGCCGCCGCCGGCAGUGUACGGCCUCGCCCAGUGCCACGGCGACUUGACUGAGUCUGACUGUCUCCUCUGCUUUAUCAAGAGCUGGACCUGCCUCCCCAACUUCGGUCGGCUCUACCUCGAUGGCUGCUUCCUCCGUUACGGGAGUUACGACUUCUACAACGAGACCGUCGAUCCGACGUAUGGCAUGCUCAAGUGUAGCUCCAAUUUGACAGUCCCGGCGGAGAGAGUGGCUGAGCUCUCGGAUAGGGUGGACCGUGUCCUGAGGAAUGUCUUGGCAAGCGCAGUGCAGAACAAGGGCUUCACGGUGGCUGGGGAGGACGAAGUUGGAGGAGUCGCCGGGGUAUAUGCUUUGGCACAGUGUUGGAGCGCGCUUGAUGCCGGCGGUUGCAGAUUCUGUUUGGAGAAUGCAACUUCGAUGGCGAGAAGCUGCGCACCUGGAGAAGAAGCGCGGGCCAUGAACGCGGGAUGCUUCCUCCGUUACUCGACCACAAAGUUCUACAACGUCCCCGAUAGCGGAGGGUCAUCUAGGGUCCACAUACCCAUAGCAAUAACCUCAUCGGUUGCUGCAACGACUGCGCUUGUUCUCAUUGGUGCAUACAUUGGAUACAAGAAGUACUCCAAGAAGAAACAAGGUAAACAAUUCGUUUCAAAUGCCUUAUAUUUCAAGUACGAGACGCUGGAGAAGGCCACCAACUUCUUUGAUGACUUGAGGAAGCUAGGGCAAGGGGGUGGCGGUUCCGUGUACAAAGGGAAUUUACCUGACGGGAAGGUCGUCGCAGUUAAGAGGUCGGUGUUCAACACGCGACAAUGGGUGGAUGACUUCUUCAAUGAGGUGAACCUGAUUAGUGGGAUCCAACACAAGAACCUCCUUAGGCUUUUGGGAUGCAGCAUCGAAGGCCCAGAGAGUCUCCUCGUCUAUGAAUAUCUUCCUAAUGGAAGUCUUGAUCAAGUUCUUUUUGUUAACAAUGCGACCCCUGUCCUAACUUGGGAGGAGAGGCUGCACAUCAUCACAGGAACAGCUGAGGGCCUCGCAUAUCUUCAUGGAGGCUGUGGAGUGAAAAUCAUCCACCGGGACAUAAAAACUAGCAACAUCCUCCUCGACAAAAAUCUCACGGCAAAAAUCUCAGAUUUCAGGCUUGCCCGACGCAUUGCUGUGGAUAAGUCUCAUCUUAGCACAGGAAUUGCCGGCACACUUGGUUACAUGGCGUCUGAAUAUCUUGUGAGGGGACAGCUAACGGAGAAAGCUGAUGUUUAUGCUUUUGGGGUGCUGGUUCUUGAAGUCUUGAGUGGUAGGAAGAAUAGCAUAUACACACGGGGGUCAAGCACGGUAUUACAGUCGGUAUGGAAGCACUGCAAGUCGAAUAAUUUAGCUGCGUGCAUUGAUCCGGCCUUACGAGGUAAAUUCCCUAUCCUAGAGGCAUCAAAUGUGCUCCAAAUCAGCCUUCUAUGCACUCAAGCCUCCAUGGAAUUGCGACCGCCCAUGUCUGGAGUCGUCGAGAUGCUCCUUGACAAAGACUGUGUAGUACCCCAACCGAACCAACCUCCAUUCCUCAACGCUAGCCUGCUGUUCGACAAAUCCAGUAGCAUAAGCUCCUCAUGCACACAUGGCUAUUGA